Brassica rapa (field mustard) is the source of this 3142-nucleotide messenger RNA. RefSeq names its product DEAD-box ATP-dependent RNA helicase 5. The record is from RefSeq and is a predicted model, not a curated record. NCBI's taxonomy places the organism in Eukaryota, Viridiplantae, Streptophyta, Magnoliopsida, Brassicales, Brassicaceae. Gene Ontology annotation, molecular function: nucleic acid binding; ATP binding.
AUAUAUUUAUAUGGACCAACAUAGCUUUCUAAGGAUUUUAAAAAUGAUUGUGGUGAUUACAUGUGGCUACAAAAUAUGUUAUAAUGUUUCUCUUUUAAUAUAUAGGGGAUUUGUGUAAUAACCAAUUUUGAAGGUAAAGUUAAGCAUAUGCCAUUGAUGUUGACAUUAUUAGAUUUCUGAAUAUUUAUUCACUCUUUUCCCGGUUUUAUCUUUUUUUAAAACAAGUUUUCAGUUGUAGAAAAAAAAGCAACAGCAGAAAACUUAUGGUGGUGAUUAUCACAGUAGCGGUGGUAGUGCUUACGUAGGAGAGGCUAAGGAUCGGUGAUGGUUAUCAUAGUUGCAAUGGAGGUGAGUAUGGUGGUGUUGGUGAAGCAGCGAUAAAUUUGAAAUAUGUAAAUGAGACAAAGAACUUGGUGGUGGUGAUGGUGAUGAUGAUGGUGGUGGGGUAGUCAAGAUGAUACAUAUGUAAAUUCGAAGAAAGUGAUGAUCGUUGAAGAAAAAAAUGUUUAUAAAAAGUUAUAAAUAGAAUAGAACAAAUUAAAUAGUACUCUACAUUAAUGAAGUUAUUAAAUAAAAUGGUAUAUUAUAAAAUAAAUUUUGUUCACUCGGUCAACAUCUAAGAUUGCUUCCAAUAAUCAUAUGCAUCUAGUGGAAGAUUAAACACCAUGAAAACAAAAUUAUAGGUAGUUCAAGUGAACAUAACUCUUACAUCUUUCAAGAAUUUGCGGAUGAUAAUAUAAAUAGAAUGGAACAAAUGAAAUGGUAUAGUACUUAUUAUCAAAAUUAUCAAAUAGUAUAAAAGUACUAUACUAUGUGUGUAUUGCAGAAUUAGUGGUUACGAAGAAUCUUCGGUGGGUGAUACAAAAGAUAUAUUAAGAAGUUAAUAGAUUUGGUGGUGAUCAUAGUGGUAGAGCCUACACUAUUAGAGGUCAAGUGAUGGAUGUGGUUAUGGAAGACGUGAUCGUGGAUGAUAGUUACUGAGGAGAAAGCGAUGGUGGUUAAUAUGAAGGAGAGGAAGGUAAGUACAUGUGAUAUAGCGAAGAAUACAUAUUUGGUUACUCAUCAAAAAUUACGGUGGUAGUAAUUAAAGAAUGUGGUGGUGGUUGGUAGAAGAAAAUAGUUAAACGAGAAGAAGGUAGAAGAAUAUAUUUGAUUUUUUUUACCGGAUAAUAGAGAUACUAUAGUAUAUAAUUAUAUAUAUUGUAUAAUAAUAGAAAUAUUUUAUUUUUAGUUAGAUAGUUAAUUAUACUUUAUUUUUUGGUUAUUCAAUCCAAUUUCCAUGCUAUUAUAAAACCCUAAAAUCCUAGACCGAACAAAAAAAAAAUUCUUGUUCGGCCGUUUCAACUCUCACCGUAAACAAAAAAAAUUAAAAAACAUGUCUGGUAAAAAGCAAGAGCUUCCCGUCUCCGACAAACCCUUAGCCACCGUCGAGAGUCCGAUGACAGAAACAAUCAAGAAGAAGAAGAAGAAGAAGAGCAAACACUCAGAGGAAACUCAGGAAGUCGAAGUGCCUCAAGAGGUCACCAACGGUGAGGAGUUGAGUAACAAAGAGAAGAAGAAGAAGAAGAAGCGUAAGAGAGAGGAGAAUGAGAUGGAGAACAAGAAGAAGAAGGAAACUGAUAAAGUUCCUGAAGAUUCAGGUGUGAGCAACGGAGGAGAGAGUGAACAGAAAGUUGUCGUUACCGGAAAAGAUGUGGAGGAAGCAAAGUACGCAGCUUUAACAUGUUUCGCUGAAUCAAAGUUGCCUGAGAAUGUUCUCGAUUGCUGCAAGACUUUCCAGAAGCCUUCUCCGAUUCAGUCUCACUCAUGGCCGUUUCUGUUAGAUGGUCGUGAUCUUAUCGGCAUUGCCAAAACUGGUUCAGGUAAGACAUUGGCGUUUGGGAUUCCUGCGAUUAUGCACAUGUUGAAGAAGAACAAGAAGGGUAAAGGAACAAGGAACCCGACAUGUCUUGUUCUUUCUCCGACAAGAGAGUUAGCUGUUCAGAUAUCUGAUGUUUUGAGUGAAGCUGGAGAACCGUGUGGUUUGAAAUCGAUUUGUGUGUAUGGUGGAAGCUCUAAGAGGCCUCAAAUCAACGCUAUUCGAUCUGGAGUUGAUAUUGUCAUUGGUACGCCAGGUCGUUUGAGAGAUCUGAUUGACUCUAAUGAGCUUCGUCUCUCUGAUGUUUCCUUUGUGGUGUUGGAUGAAGCAGAUCGAAUGCUUGAUAUGGGUUUCGAGGAACCAGUCCGGUUUAUACUGAGCAAGACGAAUAAAGUUCGUCAGAUGGUUAUGUUCAGUGCAACUUGGCCUAUGGAAGUUCACAAAUUGGCUCAGGAAUUCAUGGAUCCAAACCCUGUCAAGGUAGUCAUAGGUUCUGUAGACUUAGCUGCCAACCACGACGUUUUGCAAAUCAUCGAGGUCUUGGACGAUCGUGCUCGUGACCAGCGCCUAGUUGCUUUACUAGAAAAAUACCACAAGUCUCAAAAAAACAGGGUUUUGGUGUUUGCCUUAUACAAGGUGGAAGCUGACCGUCUUGAGCGUUUUCUUCAGACAAGAGGCUGGAAAGCUGUAUCUAUACAUGGAAACAAAGCACAGAGCGAACGUACCAGGUCUUUGGCAUUGUUCAAAGAAGGAUCCUGUCCGUUGCUGGUGGCUACUGAUGUGGCAGCAAGAGGGCUCGAUAUCCCGGACGUGGAAGUUGUGAUAAACUACAGUUUCCCUUUGACAACAGAGGAUUAUGUUCACAGAAUCGGGAGAACGGGAAGAGCAGGUAAAAAGGGCGUUGCACACACCUUCUUCACACAACAGAACAAGGGUCUUGCUGGAGAGCUAGUGAAUGUUCUCAGGGAAGCUAAACAAGUCGUGCCCGCUGAUCUUUUGAAGUUUGGCACUCAUGUAAAGAAAAAGGAAUCAAAACUGUAUGGACCUCAUUUCAAAGAAAUUGCAGCUGAUGCUCCAAAAGCUAAGAAGAUCACAUUUGCUGAUUCCGACGAUGAAGACUAGUUUUGUCUUAUUAUUUUAUGAUUACUAGGGCAAGCCUGUGCUUCGCGCUGGAAUUUGUUUUAUUAUAUAUUCUUUUACCAUUUUUUAGUUUAAAUGAUUUUAUUUUAGUUAUGUAUGAAACAUCAUUUUUGGAGUUUCUUAUAAAACUGUUACUAGGACUGG